Messenger RNA from Chironomus riparius, 616 nucleotides. NCBI's taxonomy places the organism in Eukaryota, Metazoa, Arthropoda, Insecta, Diptera, Chironomidae. The record is from the annotation of a GenBank genome assembly.
AAAUUCUCAGGGAACAUAAAUAAAUAAAUUUAUGAAUGAAGUUUUGCAACAUGAAAGCUCCGUCAUUCAUAUUUGUGAAUUCCAAAGUUGUUCAAAAUAUUUUAAAAGAAGCUCCGACUUAAGAGUUCAUGAGAAAAUUCAUCAGAACAUCAAGAAUUAUUUAUGUGAUAUGUGCACUAAAAUGUUUACACACAAAACAAGUUUGAGGAAUCAUUUGAGGUCACAUUUGAAUGAACGAAACUAUCAAUGCGAAAUUUGCAGCAAAAGCUUUAUUACUAUAAGUAACUUACGGAAUCAUCAAGCAAUCCAUAGUAAUACUAGAAAAUAUUUAUGUGAAAUAUGCGAUAAAAGAUUCAGUCGAACAUCUCACUUGAAGGAACACAUCCAUUCUCAUACAAAGAUAAAACUUCAUGUUUGCGAAAUAUGCAAGAAUAAAUUUUCAAGUCUUUCAAAUUUAAGGAAGCAUAAAAAGCUUCAUGACAAAAUCAAAACUUUCCAAUGUCCAAUUGCUAUCUGUGAUAAGAAAUUUUCUCAGAAAAUUCAUAUGCAAAAACAUAUCAGGCGAGUACACCAAAAAUAGGAAUACGUAAUUGUUAUACGUUUAAAUAUUCAGUAC